CAAAAGGAAUCACACACAUCAAAUUAUAGAAACAUUAAUUAAUUAAUUAAUGGCAAAGAUGACUCUUCCUCCUCUCCUGAUCCUCAUCUUAGGCCUUUCCAUCGCAACACAAUAUUGCUCGGCGGGUGACGUUCUCCUCUCCCCCGAGGCGCUCUAUAGCUACCAGUCCCUAACAAAUGGCCCAUACAGGUUCACAAUGCAGAACGACUGCAACUUGGUUUUGUACGCAUUUGAAAUCGCCAUUUGGGCGAGCAACACCGUGGCGCCAGAGUACGACUGCCGUUGCGUGAUGCAGCGCGACGGCAACCUCGUUGUCUACAACCAGAACAACCGCCCAGUGUGGGUCAGCGGCACCCAUGGGGCCGACGGCAAUUACGCGCUCGUUCUGCAGAAAGAUCGCAAUGUGGUGAUCUAUGGAUCGGCGCGUUGGUCCACUAGUACACAAAAAAGAUCGCAUGGAGCUGCCAUUGUUGCUGUGCAGAAUUCUACAACUGCUGCUGCUGCUGCUGCUGCUGGGGAAGUGAUUGCUGAUGUUGGUGCCAGCGAUGCGCGUUUAAUGGCAAAGAUGACUCCUCCUCCUCUCCUGAUCCUCAUCUUAGGCCUUUCGAUCGCAACACAAUAUUGCUCGGCGGAUGACGUUCUCUUCUCACCCGAGGCGCUCUACAGCGAUAGCCGCCCCUCCCUAAACUAUGGCUAUUAUAAUUUCACAAUACAGAACGACUGCAACUUGGUUUUGUACGAAUCUGGAAACCCCAUUUGGGCGACCAACACAGGUUCACUAGGGAGAAACUGUAGUUGCGUGAUGCAGAGCAACGGCAACCUCGUUGUCUACAACCAGAACAACUACCCGGUGUGGCGCAGCAACACCAAUGAGGAUGAAGACGACAAAUACGCGCUCGUUCUGCAGAGUGAUCGCAAUGUGGUGCUCUAUGGACCGGCGCUUUGGUCCACUCGUACGCAAAUAGGAUCGUAUGGAGUUGUCGUUGUUGCUGCGCAGAAUUCUAAUUCUAACCCUGCUGCUGCUGCUGCUGCUGCUGGGGAAGUGAUUGCUGAUGUUGGUGCCAGCGAUACACGUUGAUUAUAUUUGUUUGUUAGUAAUAUUGAGGGAUGCCGAACCUGGUUGUCUAUAAAUAAAAUGAGCGUGAGUGCAGGCUCACGCACGUUGUGUUUUUAAUUUCGUGGAUGCAAGUGGUGUCAUCGCUGUACUUCGGGAGAAUACUCCUCAUGUCCACUGGCGGUCUAAAUAAAGAGUUACUUUGGUUAAUA
Asparagus officinalis (garden asparagus) is the source of this 1266-nucleotide messenger RNA. RefSeq lists its product as uncharacterized. The transcript has 2 exons. The coding region runs from base 50 to 1078 and encodes 342 amino acids. The record is from RefSeq and is a predicted model, not a curated record. Lineage: Eukaryota; Viridiplantae; Streptophyta; Magnoliopsida; Asparagales; Asparagaceae.